AUGGAUGACAUGGGGUGGGGAGAUCUGGGGGUUUUGGGGCAGCCCUCUAAAGAGACGCCAAACUUGGAUGCAAUGGCAGCAGAGGGGAUGUUGCUUCCAAACUUCUACACUGCCAAUCCUCUGUGUUCCCCGUCAAGAGCUGCUCUUCUUACUGGGAGGCUGCCAGUCCGGAACGGUUUUUACACCACCAAUGCACAUGCCCGAAAUGCAUACACACCACAAGUGAUAGUUGGAGGAAUUUCUAAAGAUGAAAUAUUGUUGCCAGAGAUGCUGAAGAAGAAAGGCUAUGUCAGUAAGAUAGUCGGCAAAUGGCAUCUUGGCCAUAGACCACAAUAUCAUCCCCUAAAACACGGCUUUGAUGAAUGGUUUGGAGCUCCAAAUUGCCACGUCGGCCCCUACAACGACACAAACGAGCCUAAUAUUCCUGUGUACAACAACAGUGAAAUGAUUGGGAGGUACUAUGAAGAGUUUAAGAUCGACAGAAGAACUGGAGAAUCCAAUUUGACGCAGAUCUUUUUGCAGGAGGGCCUGGACUUUAUUCUCCGGCAGAAUGCAGCUCAGAGGCCCUUCUUCCUGUAUUGGGCGCCUGAUGCCACACACACCCCAGUGUACGCCUCCGAGAGUUUCAGAGGAAAGAGCCAACGGGGAAGAUAUGGUGAUGCGGUGAUGGAGCUGGAUCACAGUGUGGGUCAGAUUCUGUCUUUGCUGAAGUCUCUGGACAUAGACAACGAUACGUUUGUCUUCUUCACCUCAGAUAAUGGUGCUGCUCUCGUAUCUGGGAUUGCAGGUGGCAGCAAUGGCCCUUUUCUCUGUGGAAAGGAGACAACUUUUGAAGGGGGAAUGAGGGAACCAGCCAUUGCCUGGUGGCCUGAGCAUAUUAAAGCCGGUUCGGUGAACUUUCAACUCUCCAAUGUCAUGGAUCUUUUCACCACGAGUUUGGCUCUGGCUGGUAUUGAUGCCCCUGAUGAUCGAAUACUGGAUGGCCUCGAUCUGACCCCCGUCCUGUUAAAUAACUCUGACUCUCUCAAAAACAGAGCCAUCUAUUAUUACCGUGGGAACGAGAUGAUGGCUGUGCGGCUGGGUCAGUACAAGGCCCACUACUGGACCUGGAGUAACUCCUGGGAGCAGUUUAAAACCGGUAUCAACUUCUGCCCUGGUCAAGAGGUUCCUGGUGUGACCACUCACGAGCAAAUGAACCACACUCUUCAGCCACUCGUCUUCCACCUGGGUCGAGAUCCUGGAGAGAAGUACCCAGUCAGUGUGCUGUCCAGAGAGUACCUCGACAUCAUGAAGGAACUCAUGCCAAUCGUGCAGAAGCAUCAACAAACCCUGAUUCCUGCAGUUCCUCAGCUCAACAUGUGUGAUCAAUCGGUCAUGAACUGGGCUCCCGAAGGAUGUGAGAAACUGGGGAAGUGUCUGCAGCCGCCAAAACCCAAUCCAUGGAAAUGUGUUUGGCCACAUUAA
Molecule: messenger RNA, 1464 nt
Organism: Knipowitschia caucasica
Lineage: Eukaryota; Metazoa; Chordata; Actinopteri; Gobiiformes; Gobiidae
Source: the annotation of a GenBank genome assembly